AUUCGCUUUCCGUGCAUGACGUGUGCAUAUACAAGUAUAUAUACACCUUACUCUCAUGAGCCCUUCAGAGCGUAACGAUGGUCAAGAAAGCAAUACUGAUCAUUCUCUUGGUGGUAUUCGUCGUGGCUUUACACGUAGAGUCAAAACCUGCCCAGCUCCUGCCUCCGCUUCAGCCCCCUGUUCCCAACACUUUUCCCUUCCCCGCGCCCCCGGGAAUGGCACCGGCGUACGUUUGAACCCUUCUCUACGGAUCGACUUCUGCAAAAACAACACAACCUCUCAUCGGGAUGGACGAUGUAGUGCCACUUCACCGAAUUAUCACAUGAGCUCAAGUUCCAUAGAUAUCUUCGAAUUGUUCCAUAUAUGUAUGUACACAUAAACUGAAUUAAUAAAGGGGCAGGAUUCAAA
Penaeus chinensis is the source of this 408-nucleotide messenger RNA. RefSeq lists its product as uncharacterized. Lineage: Eukaryota; Metazoa; Arthropoda; Malacostraca; Decapoda; Penaeidae. Bases 56 to 379 code for a protein of 107 amino acids. The transcript is spliced from 4 exons. The record is from RefSeq and is a predicted model, not a curated record.